Molecule: messenger RNA, 2751 nt
Organism: Orbicella faveolata
Lineage: Eukaryota; Metazoa; Cnidaria; Anthozoa; Scleractinia; Merulinidae
Product: ankyrin repeat and IBR domain-containing protein 1-like
Biological process (GO): protein ubiquitination
Molecular function (GO): protein binding; zinc ion binding; ubiquitin-protein transferase activity
Source: RefSeq, a predicted model, not a curated record
AUAGAGAGAAACAGAAGUUUUCCAAAACAAAGAGUUCCCUGGUUUUCUGUUCUUCAAUGUUAUUUUGUUUGGACUGUAUUAUCGCUAUUUUUCGACAACAGGACGUCAAAAAGAAAGAAAUACUUGUUUGACAACGAAGCGAACAAGUAAGGGAUGUGUGGAAAAUGAAAGCUCAUGGUCGACUGAUUUUUGCCAGCCACCAGGUGACUUCAUAGUUUAUUACGCGGAGCUUGAUCUUAAAGGUUUCGUUUUGUACUUUGGAUAACUCUUCUAAGUUCUACAUGUCCCAGAGAAACCCGCAAGACUUGUGGAUAUUAGCAACUGUUUUGUUUUUCUUUGGAUUUAUUUUGUCUUAAUUUUACUUCGUUUCGGGAUAUCUACACUGAUUUUAAUUUACCAAUGGGAAGUUCUACAUCGAAAUUUCGCAAAUCCCUUCAACGCGGAGAAGGAGUCGAAGCCAUGCACAUUUAUCUCAAGAACCCUGACAUCAAGAGAAACCUUGACCCGAAUUACAGCUUUGGAGUGCAUCAUGGUCACAAUACAGCUCUCCAUUUUGCCGCAAUGCACGCCAUGAAAGCAUUUAUACGUGAAUUCUUGGAGGAAAGAGCGAACCCCAAUAUUCGAAAUGGCGCUGGCCAGAAUGCACUGCACUGUAUUUGUUCAACCUACCGGCGCGGUGAGACAUCGGUUGACAAAACCAGAGCAGAAUGUUUGUCGAAUCUACUGGCGUGGAAUGCAAACCUCCAAGAGGGAACAGCGAUUGAAAUCGAUGCUCGGGACGAGGCUGGAAACACUCCCCUUCAUUACGCUGCAAGCUCUGGACUAUAUCAAUGUGUUCAACUGUUGGUUGCCAAUGGAGCGUCACUUUAUGAAGAGAACAGAGAUGGUGAAACAGCUUGUGAUUGUGCAAUAAAAAGGGGAUUUAACUCCAUCGCUUCUUUUCUGGAGUCAAGGAUGGUUUUCUCAGAAUCUCCAAGUGCCAAUGCAAUAGAGGAGCCAUUUCUUUUCAGCAAAGAUGAUGAGAAGCAGUACCGAGGUCUAUGUGCUCAGGAUCUUCAAGAGGCAAAGGACUUGAUGCUUGUAGAAACUGCUGACAUGCUCAGGGUCCCUCUGUUUACUGCUGAAGGGCUGCUACGAAAUCAUGAAUGGUCAAAGGAAGCUUUAAUUGAAGCAUGGAUGGCAGAUCCAGUUGCAGCUUGUGAAAAAGCAGGAGUCACUCUUCCAGAAAAUCAUGUGACAGGCAAUGCCGAGCUUGAAGAGAAAGCCCGACUUACAAUGAAAAGCAACUUUAGAUCAUCUGAUGUUUGUUCCAUCUGUGAGGAUAGAAUAGUCUAUGAAGAUGUUCCACUGUCACUUUCUUGUGGCCAUGAAUUCUGCCGUCCCUGCUGGGAGGGUUAUUUGAAUGUAAAGAUCAAGGAAGGCAAAGCUCACAACAUACAGUGUCCUGCAUUUGAUUGUAGUUCUCUUGUGCCUGUGGAAACUAUUGAAAGUCUUGUCUCAAGAGAGAUGGCCAGAAGGUAUCUUCAGUUUGAUAUCAAGGCCUUUGUUGAUAGUAACCCUACACUGAAAUGGUGCCCUUCCCCCGGAUGUGGCCGCGCUGUAAGGCUACCAUCAAGUAUGCUUCCCUCACUGCAUGUUGCUGUUGAAGCACGUUCUUCAGAGGAAACAGAACCUAUGAUCGUAGACUGUGGCCAUGGACAUUUCUUUUGUUGGCAUUGUCUAGAUGAAGCCCAUGCACCUUGCACUUGUCAACUGUGGAGUAAAUGGCUGAAAAAAAUUGCAGAAAUGAUGCCAAAGAUACCAACAAUGCGAGACAUUUCCGAAUGCCCUGAAACAGAAACAGUAGCUAACACACUCUGGCUGGUAACUAAUUCAAAAUCCUGUCCCAACUGCAAAUCACCUAUUCAGAAAAACGAAGGAUGUAACCAUAUGAAAUGUACAAAGUGUAAACAUGAGUUCUGCUGGGUUUGUUUAGAGCAAUGGAAAAAGCACAGUUCUGCUACUGGAGGAUAUUUUCGGUGUAAUCGAUUUGAGAUUGUACAGAAAGUUGAAUCAGAGUCUGCCAAGUUAGUUUCGGAGGCUAGUGCACGCAAUGAUCAAAUCACAGAGUUAAAUUGUUUUCUACAUUACUACUCUCGCUUCAAGAAUCAUGAAAAUAGUUACAAGUUUGAGGAACCUCUUUUAAGUACAGCUAAAGAUAAGAUGACAGCACUGGCCGUUGCCGCCAUGGAAACAGCAGCGACAUCAGCAGAAAAUGUAGACACGUCAUUCAUUGAAGACGCUGUGCAUGAAUUGCUGAAUGCAAGAAGAGUUCUGAGAGCUUCGUAUGCUCAUGGGUUCUACCUUACUGGCAACAAAGACAAGAAAGCCAUCUUUGAGUCAAUGCAGACUGAAGUAGAGGAAGCGACGGAGACCCUAUCACAAAUGGUGGCUCGACCGUACUUAAGAACCCCCCGUGCACAGAUUAUCCAAACCACGCAACUUCUACAUAGGAAACGAGAAGAUUUCUUGUUAGCUUUGUCUCGCGGUCUCAUCCCUGAAGACGACAUGCUACCAGAGCCCAGGAGCUUUGUGCCUAGGUGGGAAUUUCUUCAAGUUGUUAUUNUGUUUUACUGUGCUCCUGAGAAAACAAUUUUGAUUUCCAGGGUAAAGGUGGUCUCUUUCGUAACUCGCACCGACGUAACGCAACGCUCCCCGUUCGGGGAUCGUUGCGUGACCCCAGACGGGGAGCAUUUCAUGUCUCCAGCGUGA